CGACGACGCUCGCACGUGAGCACGUCGCCGCGGCAGCGAGAUGAGAGACGUGUGACCGAGGAGCCGAUCGGUAGCAGCAUGGCCAGCAGCACGGAGGACUACGGUUCCGAGCUGCAGGAGCUGCAGUGGGGUGGCGGCACCACCGGCACGCACUUCACUACUUUGCGUGGGACCGGUGGCGGUUCUCACUACCUGCGGAGCGGCACCGGCGGCUGUUACGAGGCCGAGGAUCUCGAGACCGCGAGCACCGGUCGCCACCAUGGCGGCCAGCAUCGCGGUUACUACAGCCCGCCCGGAACCAAUUACACCAUCGUCGAGCGACCGCCCAGCGCGCCACAUCAUCAUUCAUCACACGCGACUCCCUAUAGAUCGCAUCGAGGCCACGGAGCUGCCGGCACCGGUGCCAUCUCCCCGGAACAGGUGCUCAGGCUAUUCGGCAGCAGCGUCUCGGAGCGACGUCAGACCGAUCGUAGAUCACCGGCGUCGAGUCCCGCGAGCGUCACGACGGUACGCGGCACACCGACCUCGUCCGGCUCGCAGCAGCAGCAGCAGCAACAGCAACAGCAAUCGCAGCAGUCGCAGCAACAGCAGCAGCAGCAGCAGCAGCAAUCGCCGGGGAACCCGCCCACAUCGCCGAUCGCUCAGCCGCUCAGUCUUCAAGAGCUCACCGUAAGGACAAUCACCAUGACGAGAGAUCCGCCGGACUCUCACCAUGGCUUUGGCAUCUGCGUGAAGGGUGGCAAGGACGCAGGUGAGAUCCGAAAUACCUUCAGGCUACCCCCGUCGCCGUACUUCGUGCCUCGAGAACGAGGGGUGGGCGUCUACAUCUCGAGGGUGGAAGAAGGUUCGGUGGCUGAACGCGCUGGACUCAGGCCAGGUGACACCAUCCUGGAGGUGAACGGCACGCCCUUCCGCGCGGUUACCCACGAGGAGGCUCUCAAAAUGCUAAAGUCCUGCAGAACCCUUAGCAUGACGGUACGCGGGCCUGCGUUGGAUCCCCGCUGCCGUGCACAUCCCGUGUGGCAGUCGUCGGGUCGUCCGAAUUCUUGCAGCUGGAUGGAUCGCCAGGGUCGUCCGGCGUCUCCGCCGCCUCAACAUCCACCCCGUGAUUCCCGUUACGGACCAAGAACACGGAAGGUCGAGCUCUGCAUCGAACCCGGCCAGUCUCUGGGUCUGAUGAUCCGGGGUGGUCUCGAAUACGGCCUCGGUAUCUACGUGACGGGCGUCGAUAAGGACAGCGUUGCCGAUCGCGCCGGUCUUCUCGUAGGCGAUCAGAUUAUCGAAGUGAACGGACAGAACUUCGAGGAGGCGACGCACGACGAAGCGGUCCAGAUUCUCAAGACCAACAAGAGAAUGAGCUUGCUAAUACGCGACGUCGGCAAAGUGCCUCAUUCGUGCACCACCAGCCAGCCAAUAGUGAUCCCGACUUCUCGUUAUCCCGAUCACGAUCCUCUGCUCUUGGACAGUCCGCCGAAUCAUCGUCCACCGAGUCCCGCCACGAAUGAGUGGCGACACAGAAGUCACACAAUUUCGGCAGCAACCGCUGCCAUGGUGGAGGAGAAGGCCAGGGUUGUUCUCGCCAGAAGCGAGCGAGCGGCGCUCUCGCAGCUCCUUGCGGACUACAGAUCGAGGAGGAUAACCAUAGAGGAGCUGGUCAUCAGUUUGGGCGAUCUGCUCAACACUCACGAAAAGCUGACGUUGCUGACGGAACUCAGGGAGCUCGUCGACAACAAGGACAGACCGGCCUUCGACGAUCUCGUCUAUCGACCCCGAGUCGCGAUGGCGAGGAGAAAAGGCGACCGCGCUCAUUCGGACUUAAUAGUAACUCCUUCGUUGCACGAUCUUCCGAGGGGUGUGUCCGGUGGUGGUUGUUGCCGUCCGGGACGACUGGUGGACGUCGAGGGAGACCCACUGGGAGUGACGGGACCACUUCUGCCGCGGGAUAGCCAGGAGUAUAGGUCGCCGAGCGAGGACAGCGGUCUCGGGGCCGACAUGCCCAGGACCAGAGUGGGCUGCAGGAGGGCGCAGCAGCACCAAGUGACGACCUCCGACCUCGCCCUCUCCAACGAUGACGAGUGCGACAAUCAGGAUUACGACGACGAAAUCGAGAACGGACGAGGUCGUAGACACAGUUCCCCGGGUGGUUCGCGGGGUAACCCCAGAGAUUACAGCCACCACUUGCAUCCGGACAAUUUGGAGCUCGCGCACAAGCUAUCGCGGAGCUUCGACAUGCAGGAGGCACAGCUGCUGGAGGAAGGCGGUUCCGGCGGCGGGCCCGCCGGCGGUGGAACCGCGGGAGGUCCCCCGCGGCGGCAUCACAGCGUGCAGCGGUUGACGCGCAGCGAGAUGUCGGAGCGCAGGGAGGAAGACGGCGCCCUGGUGGUGCCCGAUCAUCAGGGCAACCUGCGCAUCACCGUCAAGAAAACCAAGUCGACCCUCGGCAUCGCGAUAGAGGGUGGCGCCAAUACCAAACACCCACUGCCCCGAAUCAUCAACAUACACGACAACGGAGCAGCUUAUGAAGCUGGCGGUCUUGAAGUCGGCCAGCUCAUCCUCGAGGUCGACGGUCAGAAAGUUGAAGGACUUCAUCAUCAGGAAGUCGCGCGACUGAUUGCCGAGUCGUUCGCGCGCCGCGAUCGUAACGAGAUUGAGUUUCUGGUCGUGGAGGCGAAGAAGAGCAAUCUGGAGCCGAAGCCGACGGCGCUCAUAUUCCUGGAGGCGUAGCAGGAAUCUCCCACCUCCGAGCCGGAACCACCAUAGCCCGAUCUGAUCGGAGCUCGGCCCGGAACAGUCUUGGAACUCAAACGUUAUCGUUAAGACUAUUCCGAUCGAGAACUUCGACUCGCAACAAUCCCUUCGAGUUCUCGAACGGCCGAGCUGUCGAUCAGUCGCUAAUUCGAUUACCCUGGCCCUGGUGGUGGGAAAUUUCACUUCACUCACGUUAAUGAAAACAAGAAACAACAUCAUGUCGGAAGACACACAAAAGAGAGAAAAACUGAAGACGCUGAGGUCCGGACCGGCAUUGUCAGAUUCCGACAAACACAGAUCUUCAAAAGAAGAUCUCUUUUCACGAUGAAAAUCACAAACCGCGCCACAAAUAAAAGAUUCGUCGCACAGGUUUUUUUUUCCGGAAAGUUCCUGAACUCUUUUGCGCUGAACGUAGCGACGCGUUUGAACUUUCCUUUCCCCGCGGCUUUGGCUCGGAAAUCGUCGCGUGCGAAUCGACGUGAAACUGCCCCGCAAACACAAGUUACUUUACUUGUACAUAUAUAAACAUACUGCUGUAUAUAUAUAUACAUAUAUAUAUAUAUAUAACUCAUGUGACAGACAGUUCGAUAGGAAGCAGCAAGUACUUAGUCGAAUCAUUCGGGACAGCAAAUUCCGAAGCUUGCGGAGGCAACGCCGGUCCUGGAUUUCGAUACGGAAACUGUUCGACAAAUAAACGAUAAAUUGCGCGAUAAUUAAUUCGUCGUUGUGACCGCGUGGACACACACAGAGCGAGAGAUGCAGGUUCAUCGACUUUCAAAAGAAGACGCGAAACGAGAAGGAAGCUCGAAAAUAGAAGAAAAAGAGAGAGAGAGAGACAUAUAUUGUAUAUUUUUCAUUGUUAACGUCUCACGUCGGUCGCCUUGAAGAUUAAAAAAUUACGAAGGGAUGAUCGUGCAAUGUGCCAAACUAAUUACCGACUAACGCGCAUACGUAUUUUACGUAUAUCAAUAAAAGCUGGUGAUAAGAAACUGAUUUGAGGGGAGGAGAAAAGUGUGAACAUCCUCUCUCAUUUUUUCGCGCGCAAUCGACGAAUUGCGCAAGAAGAAAAAAUACGACGAGAGUGUGUGACUGCGUGAACGAUUACCUCACACUCACAUAAACACACGUGUGUCAUGUUCAAACACGGAUUAUUAUUAUUAUUAUUAUAUUAUAUACUUCGCGUGAGAGCCGAAUCUUUUCUUCGACUCGAACUGUGGGAUUAAUCGCGCCGUUGAUUGAUUAUAUAUGAGAAAAUUAUAUCGAAGAGGUAUCCGAAAAAACGGAAGGACGUAGGUUCAUCGUUCCUCAUCGGAAGUUUGAUAGAAAUUUAAUCAAUGUCUCAAUAGAUGUAUAAAAACAUAAAUUAAAGUAAAAUAUAAAAUUUGUAUAUAAAGUAUAAUAUUUUUUAGGAAGAUACAAGUUUUUGCGACAAAGACUCGAGUUAAAAGAUCUCAAAACACGUUUCGCGUAAUUUUUGCGUAUGUAAUUUAUCUAAACAUAAUGUAAUUUCUUGUCUUUUGCUCGAUAUCGACCUUUCCAUUUUCAUUUUUAUUUAACACACUUUUAGUAGUUUGAAAAUCUCAAUAUUACUUAGAUUUAGGAAAAGGCUUCAAGUAAAAUCUUUCGUUUUUGUUUUUAUUCGAAAUUCGAAAAAAGAUAAUUUAUCUUUAAAAAAAAAAAACAAAAAAAGAACUAUGAGAGACGAUUAUGGACCUAUGGCCUCUUUCGUCUUCCGGAGAACAAUCACACGUUGAUCAAGAUUCUCGUUAAUUCGAAUGAUUUAGGUGUGCCGUUCGGCUGGUCCUCGAAAUCGCGCCUAAUAUGUAUUACCGCUUAAAUAGUCUGUUAAAUGUUAUUGUAUAGAAAUCGACGUAGUUGACAUAGUAGAUAGACGUUGAUCGGACGUCACUAGGACGCCACGUGUUGUUCGUUUAAUUGUGUUGUCAGUUGUGUGUUAGAGAGUUUUAAAAAAAACCCCUCUUGCGGGCUUGGCGAUCUAUUGGCGAGAUAUGUGCAUACCGAUUUUUCACAAUUUAUCUAUGCCUCACCUCUCUCGGAUGCGCAAUUACUGACUUUAUCUCUCUGAUUUUUGUGUUAUCUUUAUCUUACGUAAAGUAUAUUUGAUAUUUAAAUGUGAAAAUUAUAAAAAUUUUUUGUUCUUAAAAUUAAAUGGCAAUUAAAACGAUUUGGAAUUGUUAAACUAUCAAAUCGAAAAAAAAAAAAUUUACGUGUCCAAAAUGCGGCAAACAUAUUGCAAACCUCCCCGAGAGAGAGUUGAAUAACGAUAAUAUUUUUUCGACUGUGUCGAGUAUGUAGCCGAAGUGCGUCGAUGAUCGUCAUUCGGGACGGGAAUUAACGACGAUCUUGACCGAGAUCGAGGCGAUUUGUUACACCGCGUAUAUUGUUGAGGCUUACAAAAGUAUAUUGCGUACACACUAUGUACACAUAUUUAUACAUAUAUACGUGUAAGAAUUAUGGCAACCAAAAGAGAAAAAGAUUGCCGUAGUAGAAAAGAAAUAUCGUAUCUAUCACGGGCGCCACGCGUCUCGCAAAAAAAGAUACAAUUUAAAAAAAAAACGAGUAAAUAAAACAUAUAAUACAAACAAAAAGUGUAUGUGUGUGUGUACGCACGGUAUUUUCAAAGAAAAAAACAUUAUAUAAACUUAGUGGUGCGUACAUACAAGUAAGGCUUGAUCGAAAGUUUUUUUCGAGUUCGACAACAAGCGACGGAAAAUCGCGGAGGAUUUUUCGAUCGAGGACACGUCUCUUAUUACAGCGUCGAUGAAAAAUUAAACAAACAAAUUUCGCAAUACGUUUUUUACGUGCGUGAAUUGCAAAAAAAAACACUUGUUGCGUGUUAUUCAAAAUCCGAUGCUUUUCAAUCUUUUUUACGAAUUUUUUUAAACACGUUUUGUAACAUUCCGCGCAAUAAAAAGCAAAAAUCCGAGGCUUUGAAAUAGGGUUUUUUCUUUGUUAUUAAUUAUACGCGGUCAAUUGUGAGCAAGAAACCUUUUUCCUCGAAUUAGAGAAAAUAUAUCUACUCGUCGAAAGCUCUCAUCCUCAGCGAAAGUAUUGUUCCUUGUGUGUAUGCGUGAUUUCGACGAGUGGAUGCAUUUCACGAUAUGCUCGGACUGAAGAGUAUAAAAACCAAUGUUAAAAAUAGUUACUUUCGUAUAGAAAAAGAGACAUAGAAAGAAAGAGAGGAAGAGAGAGAGAGAGAGAGAGAGAGAGAGAAAAAGAGAGAAAGAAGAAUAAGCGAAGUAACACGUAAUUAAUAAGCGCAUCGCGAGUAUUUUAUAAUACGAUCAUACUACACGUCUGUCAAAGAUAACGAAAUUUGAUCGUCCGCGAUUUUUCCGAUUAAAAAAACUGAACAAAAAAACGUUAAAAAAAUGGUAUAGAAUAUAUACGCGUGCAAUUGUAUGAAUGCCAAAUUGAGCAAAGAAAACAAAUACUUACAGCAACCGGGCGAUUAAAUUCUUCACUGCAAGACAUGUAAUAGUCGAAAACGUCGUAUAAAUCUAUUAUUUGCACGAUAUUUAUGAGACCAUCGUCGUGUGUAGUGAAGAUUUAAUAGUCUAGUAACGAUAAUAAGAUUUCAGCAAAUGUGCCAAAAAGAAUUGCGCUUAAUCACACCGAUCAACGACUAUGACGGCUUCGGUUUGCGUCAAAAGAAGACAAAAAAAAAAAAAAAACGAACGAAGACAACAGGACGAGAAAGAUUUCCCGGAGCACAUUUGAAUAUUUUCUUCGCUUUUCUUUUGUAGCACGCACGGGAGCGCGACAAGUCAUGUGUUUGCAAAUCGCAAUGAGAAGAAAAAUAAUUUGAUGAGAAACAAGAGGAGAGAGAGGCCGCGCCCUUUUCCUUUUCUUUCGAACGAAAAAAAGAGAGAAAGAGAGAAAGAGAGAAGAAGAAGAUACUUAUCUUAUGGCAGAUCGAGCAAAUUUUAUCGAGAAUUGAAAUCUCAAAAAAAAAAAAAAUCGAAGAGACGCCGAGGAUUCAAAGGACGAGAGAAGAGACGAGACGGCUCGAGGAUUUUGGAAAGCGACGAGGGGAGAGGAUUGGCACUACGAUGGGACUUGACGAGAUAACAAAUAAGAUGAGAUAUUUUUGUAAAAGCUUUCGAUGUACCGCAAACCCAGAAACGUUUCCAAGAUCUCAGCUGACAUAUCCGACAAUGCCUUAUCGCUUUUAAAAAUCGAAUACUAUCGAAAAGAAAGAACGCUACGCGGAAAGAAAUAGAUUUAAUCGGGAACGUGAGACACCUGACACAUACACACGCACACACAAAGUACAUUUUUCCCGCUUCUGAGAUAAACGAGAGUAUACAUGUAUACAUGGAGUGACGCUUUCCAAACUAUUAAUAUUCGACUAUUUAACAAAUAAACUGCCGCGCGGCAGUUUCUAAUUACCCGAUGUCAUUUAUUUUUCGCACGUGCUUGAGCACGAAAUUUUCCCAAAUUCGCGAAAGUGCAGUUUCGUUUGCGCACUAAUUAAACGCGCGUGAUCGCAAAUCGAGACCCGAGCUCUCUCAUACACAAUCGGUUCUCCUUGACCGUCACUUUUCCCCGACGAGAAUCGAAACGAGAAUUCUAAUUUUUCUUGAAUUUUCUUCGCGAAGCGUUUUGUGCUGUGUUUUUUGCACGAAAGAUCGCACGAGAGAAUCCAAAUUCAAAAUAUGUGGAUUUGAACAUUGAAUGAUGUAACAAAUUGCGUAAUUUUGCAGCUCGCAAACUUAAACGAAGUAAUCACGUUAGUCUUUUCGACAGGAUAGAUAUAUAUAUAUAUAUACCAUAUAUAUAGUUUAACAAAUAUGUAAUACUCCCUGUACAAAAAUUCUAGGUAUCUCACGUGGCAUGAUGGCGUAAAUCGUUCGCAAAGUUGACUGGUAAACACCCGACGUUAAUUAAGCAACACCGCAGAACAACGCAAAAGUCUCGCGUAACUUCUAUACAACUAACUCCUAUUUAUUUAUUAUCAUAACUGAAAAUACAGAGAGAAAAAAAGAAAGAAAGGAGAAAGAUAAUAAACAAAAAAUAACACGCUAAAAAUAGCGACGCGUUGUUGUUUCGCGUUGUUGCGCGAACUCUCUGUUUUUUAAUUGUAUCGCAUUUUGACGCGCAAUUAUGCUUCUGCGACACACGAAAACGCGAUGGAAUUUGCUCAAACGUGUAACAAUAUACUCGCUGUACUUAACUUCAAAUCGCUCAUAUACGUUUGCUUGAAACAACAACAUGCCGUUUUUGUACCUGAAAAUGCUACAACUAUUUUCCAACAUUUUUUAAUCUUUUCUCACAUUUUUUAUCAAUGUGCUGUUGUAACACAAUAACAUGCGAUGACACGAGAGUUCGCGCGCGACACGAUGUAACGACGCGUCUCUGUUAUUAAAAAAAGAAAAUCAUAUACAAUACGCGAUCAGUGUAAUUGUAAUCGUAAGUUAUUAUACUGUACAUAUGCAAAAAAAAAGGCUCAUUCAAAACGCGUUUUCAUAGAUCAUCUCUUUUGUAGUCGAACUUGUACAUCUUGUACACAGAGAGAACUCACACGUAUAUACGACACACACACACACAUAUACAAAAGAUACAUGUAUCAUGAAAUCAGCGCGGUCUGGAUUGCGUUUGUUGAGUAAUUCAUUUUCAUCGUAUAAGCCUCGAAAUAAAAUGUGUUGACUACAAAACUAAAAAAAAAAAAAAACGAAUUAAUUCA
This is a messenger RNA of Pseudomyrmex gracilis, 8455 nucleotides long. It is a transcript of the gene dysc, whose product is annotated as whirlin-like. Lineage: Eukaryota; Metazoa; Arthropoda; Insecta; Hymenoptera; Formicidae. Gene Ontology annotation, cellular component: cilium; stereocilia ankle link complex; plasma membrane. The record is from RefSeq and is a predicted model, not a curated record. Gene Ontology annotation, molecular function: protein binding. The transcript is spliced from 14 exons. Bases 79 to 2724 code for a protein of 881 amino acids.